AUGGCCGUGGAUUGGGAUUUGUUGCGAAGCCCCGACGAAGAGGACCAGAAGGACGCCUACGAACACAUAUUGCAGGUCGAUCCCAACGACUUGGAUGACCCGGACGAUCUGCGAGAGCUCUUCGACGCGGCACGGCAGAUUAUGAGGAUGCGGAUCGAACAGGCAGAGCUUGCUUCCGAAGAGACCACGAGGCUGCACCACAGGACACAGGAGGAGGAAGAGGAGUUGGCCGAGCUGAGGCAAAAACUGGCAUCGGCUGAAAAACACGCCUCGCAGGUGCCUCGACUAAAGGAGGAGAACAGAGCACUUGGAAAACAGGUGUCGCAGUUGGAGAACGAGCUCGACGAGUUUGUCGAGCCAGCUUCAGCGGUCGCAGCAGGAAACUGACCGGCCGUUGAGUGCCAAGCUACGUGAAAAGAACAGCCA
Dermacentor silvarum is the source of this 426-nucleotide messenger RNA. RefSeq lists its product as uncharacterized. NCBI's taxonomy places the organism in Eukaryota, Metazoa, Arthropoda, Arachnida, Ixodida, Ixodidae. The record is from RefSeq and is a predicted model, not a curated record. The transcript has 6 exons. Bases 1 to 387 code for a protein of 128 amino acids.